Molecule: messenger RNA, 3282 nt
Organism: Callorhinus ursinus (northern fur seal)
Lineage: Eukaryota; Metazoa; Chordata; Mammalia; Carnivora; Otariidae
Source: RefSeq, a predicted model, not a curated record
CAUAGUUGAUUCUCUUUUGCAUUGGACUCAGUGUGAUGAACGUUUCUUUCGUGCUGGAUGUUGGGGGUUCAAAGAAUAAGGCAGUCUCUGGCUACUCUGAAGCUAGUUCAUAAUAUGCUCAUGAUCUCAGGUUUGAAGCAGAAACAUCCUGUGAGGACUUUUAUUCAUGGCUUUAGAUGAAAAGGACAGAAACUGCUUCUACAGAUCUGUGUGGGGCUGAGUUUGCUUUCAGAAAAUGCUGAUAAGUCCUUGGGAAAAAAAAAAAAGGGUUGCUAUGAAGACUUGGCUUUGGGCCUGCGAACUGUGGUGACGGCACGGUCACCAAGGAAACCAAAAGAUGCAGCUUCUAAAAGGUCUCUGAAGGCUUUUGUUGUUGCCUUCGUUCGUAGCGAAGCUGAUUGGCUUAGCAGAGCAGUGUUGAGUAUGGGAGCCGACUGGCAGAGGCUUGCCGCCCGUCCUGCAUCUGGUACUAGUUGCUUUGGAAAUCUCCUUGGCCCUUGGUUUCAGAAGAAGGAGCGAUUUGGGGGUACUUUCUAGAUUCUGGUGAGAUUUGGCUCUGAUGUGAACUCUGCCGGAAGAACAGGAAGUGAGGUCGUGUCUCUAGCAUGCAGUCUUAAGAAUGAGCUGUGGAUGUCUAAAUAUGGGCAGCCGAGCGGCUCAUCCCACUGCCUGUGCGGAGACUUCCUAUCACUGGGGACUUCCCUGUUGUUGACUUUGAUUCUUAAAGGUGCACAGUGGUGUGGAAGUCUAGAGGUGCAUCUGCCUGUUGAGGUAGGAGCCUGGGAUUCUGUUUUUUAAGUGCCGUCUGAGGAGCCAGCUCCUGACCUUCAUCAAGCUCAGGCAGACAAAGAGGUUUGAGCAUUUAAGCCAGCAGCAGACGGCACGGGAGGGCGAGCUGGGAUCUGUUCUAUGUGCAAAUGCAGUAUUUAGGUUUCCAGUUUGUACGAUAGUCCUGCAUAGGACUCCACGAGCACGAAGUUGCACAAGAAUUGAAAGAACUACAGGAUUUACAGAUGGAUCCAGUGGAAAAGACAACAAACAGAAGUGAACAAAAAUCCAGUAGAAAGUUUCUGAAAAGCCUCAUCCGGAAGCAGCCGCAGGAGCUGCUGCUGGUCAUCGGGACGGGCGUCAGCGCUGCCGUGGCCCCGGGGAUCCCCGCUCUCUGCUCGUGGAGGGGCUGCAUCGAGGCGGUCAUCGAGGCCGCUGAGCAGCUGGAGGUCCUUCACCCGGGGGACGUGGCGGAGUUCCGCCGGAAGGUGACGAAGGACCGGGACCUGCUGGUGGUCGCGCAUGAUCUGAUCCGGAAGAUGUCCCCUCGUACGGGUGACACCAAGCCCAACUUCUUCCAGGACUGCCUGAUGGAGAUUUUCGACAACCUGGAGCAGCACAUCCAGAACCCGCUGGUGCUGCAGUCCAUCCUCAGCCUGAUGGAGAGGGGCACCAUGGUGCUGACCACCAACUACGACAACCUGCUGGAGCUCUUCGGGCAGCAGCAGAGCAAGCCCAUGGAGUCUCUGGACCUGAAGGAUAAGACGAAGGUCCUUCAGUGGGCGAGAGGGCACAUCAAGUACGGCGUUCUUCAUAUUCACGGCUUGUACACAGACCCCUGCGGGCUGGUCCUGGACCCGUCGGGGUAUAAAGAUGUCACACAGGACCCAGAAGUAAUGGAAGUCCUCCAGAACUUGUACCGCACCAAGUCCUUCCUGUUUGUGGGCUGUGGAGAGACCCUUCGUGACCAGAUCUUCCAGGCCCUCUUCCUGUACUCGGUGCCCAACAAGGUGGAGCUGGAGCACUACAUGGUUGUGCUCAAGGAGAAUGAAGACCAUUUCUUUAAGCACCAAGCAGACAUGCUUUUGCAUGGGAUUAAAGUCGUGUCCUAUGGGGACUGUUUUGACCACUUUCCUGGCUACGUGCAGGACCUUGCCACUCAGAUCUGCAGGCAGCGCAGUCCAGAUGCUGACCGAGUGGACAGCACCACACUGUUGGGGAAUGCGUGUCAGGACUGCGCCAAGAGGAAGCUGGAGGAGAACGGAAUGGAAGUCUCCAAACGGCCCCGCCGGUCCGACGCGGAUGAUGCUGGAGGGUCUUGAAAUCUUUAAAACCAAUAAAAUCUGCAACUUGAAAACCAGCCUUCUGUAACCACAGUGCCAUAACCCAAACGAUGAGGAAUGUUCGGAGAACUCUGCGGGGGAACUCUCCCGCUGACCCCUCCCGCACCCUGAAGAGCCGUGGGGCUGUGCGGCCUCGGGGGCUGCGUGCAAGUCCCGCCGUGGGGUGUGACUGCUCGGGCGGUGAGGCGCACCCGUCAGGGGGCCGCUGUGCGGCCGGUGGCCAGCUACCUCAGGGACCACGGCGGUGGGAAGGGGUCCCGGGCUCCGGGCUCCCGCGCCACACGCCCCCUUUGUCUGGGUGGUUUUUCUAAUAAGAAGGGGAGGGUGAGGACUGUCCAAGCAACAGUAGUUGCCAAAGAGGGAAAAAAACAAAACAAAACAAAACUAGACACUUAAAUUUUAUAAUUUUUAUGUGGAAACGUCUGUUACCGUGGAGAAAAACUUAGAAGCGUCUGUUGCAUUGUUGAAUAAUAGUAAAGCGUGAGCCGGUGCUCGUUGGAGGCACUGCAUCUGCUGCUGAGAAUGGGAUGUUUUGAAAAAGACCAGCUCAGCGGCCUUCUUUGGAAUCACCUAAUUUUAGUGACUUUAGCUCCCGGAACGGCAGGCCUGACCUCGGCGGAGGGGCCCCGGACGGCAGCUCGGUGCCGGCCGAGUCCGCACACUGGCGAACAGCUGAGAAACGACAAGUUGGAGCACAAGCCCAAGAUUGCAGCUUUUAGUUAGAGUGUAAAUUCCGUUUUCCGAGUUUUUAUUCUGUGGGGUAAGGUCCAACCUUUCCGUUCGUGUCUUAAAAGUCUCUUCCUCCGGCCUCCUUGGGGUUCGCACGCCGUGAGGCAGGCAGAGCCUCUAGAGGGCCUGCGGCCUGGGAGCGCUCAGGGUCAGCCAGGGGCAGAAAGCCGCACGCCGGGAGCUGCUCCGACUGUGACCCUGGCGGGGACCCUGCUCACUUUCCCUUUCAGAGGCUGCUAUUUUUGAUGUGGUUUCUUGCCAAAUCCCAUGACACUCCCCAUCAAAGGCGCUGGAGCUCCCCCAGGUAGAAAGUUAAGAACAGAAAACACAAGGUUGGGAUGUGUUGUGAAUGAGAGAGAAGCCAGAGAUCCGCUUAAGACUUUUUUUCUUUUUGAAGCAUGAAAAAUCUUAUGUUACUCUGGUCAUAAAUAAAAUUUUAACU